Messenger RNA from Parnassius apollo (apollo), 498 nucleotides. Lineage: Eukaryota; Metazoa; Arthropoda; Insecta; Lepidoptera; Papilionidae. The record is from the annotation of a GenBank genome assembly.
AUGACUUCUCAUACAUUUGAUGAAUUGUUGAAAUCUAUAACCCAGUACAUAGCUAAAAAAAAAGCACAAAGCACAAGAGAUACAUUAUGUCCUGAAGAACGGCUUACUAUAACUUUGAGGUUUAAAAUGGUGAAAGAAAAAUGUAAGAAAAAUGAAGAUGAGUUGGAAAGGAGAAGGAUUGCAAGAAGGGAAAAAUAUAAAAGAAUAAAAAGCGAUCCCGAAAAAUAUGCCGUUGAAAGGGCUAAAAAAAAGGAGGCUUACUUAAAAAGGAAAAGAGAGAAGAAAGUAAAAAAUAUCAACCAAAUGUCUCCAAGGGCACAAAGAGCACAAAGAAAGCGUUGGAGAGAAAAUUCGAAGCGAUACCUGGAGAAGAAAGCACAAGAACGGAAGAUACAAGAAGUAACCAUUUCCCAAGUGCUCGAAGCUCACAUAAAAAUAAAUGAUAAAGAGUUCUCCGAUCCUUUGUAUGAGGAAAAUGUAAAAAAAAGAGAUAAAUAA